AUGGGGAUACUAGAAAAGAUUGCACAGAUCCAAGAAGAGCUUUCACGUACUCAAAAGAAUAAGGCUACGGAAUAUCAUGUUGGUCUUUUAAAGGGAAAACUAGCACGGUAUCGUAGAGAAUUAUUAGAACCACAACCAGGACAAGGUUCAUCAGGAGGUGGACAAGGAUUCGAAGUUGCCAAAGCGGGAGAUGCGCGUGUGUCAUUAAUUGGGUUCCCAUCGGUGGGUAAAUCGUCCUUUUUAUCGAAAGUCACCAACACUAAAUCUGAAGCAGCUAAUUAUGAAUUCACAACCUUGACAUCUGUGGGUGGUAUAUUGGAAUACAAUGGAGCUGAAGUGCAAAUCGUCGAUUUACCGGGUAUUAUAAAAGCUGCAUCUCAAGGCAAAGGUAGAGGACGUCAAGUGAUUGCGGUGUCUAGGACUUCGGAUUUGAUAUUGAUGGUUUUAGAUGCGACGAAGAGUGAAGAUCAGAGACAAAUAUUGGAAAAUGAAUUGGAGUCUAUGGGGAUUAGAUUGAACAAGACCAAGCCAAAUGUAACAAUUACCUUGAAGAAGACAGGGGGAGUCAAAAUGAACUCCAUUAUUCCACCAAAAUAUCUUGAUGAAAAAAUUGUCACUGCAUUACUAAAAGACUACAAGAUCUUGAAUGCCCAUGUUUUGAUCAGAGAUGAAAAUGUGACAAUUGAUGAUUUUAUCGAUGUUAUCAAUGAACAGCAUGUCACUUAUAUCAAAUGUCUUUAUGUAUAUAACAAAAUCGAUGCUGUCAGCUUAGAAGAAUGUGAUAGACUAGCAAGAGAGCCAAAUACAGUGGUGAUGUCUUGUGAGUUGGAUUUGGGUAUUGAUGAUUUAAAAGAAGAGAUUUGGCGUCAAUUGGAUUUAUUGAGGUUGUACACUAAACGAAGAGGUAUUUUACCCAAUCUUGAUGAACCAAUGGUUGUGAGAAAUAAAAGUACCAUUUUAGAAGUUUGUGAUUCUAUUCAUCGAGAUAUGAAGAACCAGUUCAAAUACGCUUUGGUUUGGGGAUCUAGUGCGAAACAUUCGCCUCAGAAAUGUGGUUUAAAUCACCCUGUUCAUGAUGAAGAUGUAGUGCAAAUAGUGACUAAAUAG
Molecule: messenger RNA, 1107 nt
Organism: Lodderomyces orthopsilosis Co 90-125
Lineage: Eukaryota; Fungi; Ascomycota; Pichiomycetes; Serinales; Debaryomycetaceae
Exons: 1
Coding region: 1-1107 (368 amino acids)
Biological process (GO): cytoplasmic translation
Cellular component (GO): cytoplasm
Molecular function (GO): GTP binding; GTPase activity
Source: RefSeq, a predicted model, not a curated record